UGGUCUCCGUCCAGAGCAACGGGGUCUAUUGGUCCAUUAUAUACUGUCUAUGGAUGCACUACUACGCUGCAAUGGCGUUUUGCUGCCCUCUACUGUUUAUGACAAACAGUCACAUCUGACCAAUAAACGUUUUGCGUAAUGACGCAUUUUGGGAAAACGAAAGGAGAGCUCGCUCCAAGUUUACAAACUCGUCAAAGAUUCGGACCAGAGCAAACGAACCCCAGGUGUGAAUACGCCCUAAAACUCUGAAAGCAUGAAUUUGGACGAAUACUUCAAAAGAAUUGGUCUCCAUGGCUCAUAUGAUAAACCGGAUCUUGCAACCCUGAUGUUGAUCCACAAACAGCAUGUCAUGUCAGUUCCUUUCGAAAACCUCAGCAUUCACUGCGGUGAGACGAUCAUCAUGGACCUUGAGGUCAUUUUCAACAAGAUAGUGAGGAGCAGACGUGGAGGAUGGUGCCUUGAGAGCAACUUCCUGUUUGGCUGGGUGCUGAGAGAAAUGGGCUACGCCACUACGACGUUAGGCUCCAGAGUUUUCAUCGGCACCAGCAAUGAGACUUCCCCCUACGAAUCUCAUCUCAUCCACAUGGUUGUCAUUGAUGGAAAGGCUUAUAUAGCAGAUGUAAGCUUUGGGGUGUCUUCCCAAGUGUGGGAACCCCUGGCGCUCAUCUCUGGAGAGGACCAACCUCAGGCAGCAGGUGUCUUUCGUCUCAUAGACAAGGGGGACAUCUGGGUGCUGGAGAAAACGGGUAGAAAGCUAGAAAUUCUUAAUCCAGACUUUGCAAAAUCAAGUCUUGUCAACAAUAAUGAAACAAAGCAGAUCUACUGCUUCACCUUGGUGCCCCGUGAGGCUGAUCAUUUUUUUGAGAAAAACCACACACUCCAGACAGAUCCUACUUCACUGUUCACCAAUAAAUCCAUCUGCUCUUUGCAAACCCCAACAGGAUUUAGAGCCCUUGUUGGCUGGACCUACAGCGAGGUCACCUACAAACAAGAUGUUGAUGUCUAUGACAUGAGAAACAUAACAGAUGAUGAGAUAGAGCAAAUUCUGAGGGAAAAGUUUGAUGUAAAGCUGCAGAACAAACUGCAGCCUGUAAGCAAAAAAUCAUGUUACACACUUUGAAAUCCUACACGUUUUUAUUUUUAAAUUGAACCGGAAUGAUCUCACAGCUAGAGGUGUGAAUCUUCACUGAUCUUUCGAUU
This is a messenger RNA of Perca flavescens (yellow perch), 1200 nucleotides long. Its product is annotated as arylamine N-acetyltransferase, pineal gland isozyme NAT-10. The record is from RefSeq and is a predicted model, not a curated record. Lineage: Eukaryota; Metazoa; Chordata; Actinopteri; Perciformes; Percidae. The transcript is spliced from 2 exons. Gene Ontology annotation, molecular function: arylamine N-acetyltransferase activity. The coding region runs from base 254 to 1120 and encodes 288 amino acids.